Molecule: messenger RNA, 460 nt
Organism: Rhagoletis zephyria (snowberry fruit fly)
Lineage: Eukaryota; Metazoa; Arthropoda; Insecta; Diptera; Tephritidae
Source: RefSeq, a predicted model, not a curated record
AUGCCCGACCGUGCGUACUACGGCCAUAAAUUGAACGCGCUAGCGCCGCACUAUAUGGAAAUUGGUAAACGCUGUUUUGCGCCAACUGCGGGACAUAUUAAUGUAUUGGCGCAUGGCGACCUCUGGGUCAACAAUGUCAUGUUCAAAUAUGAUCCUAGGACAAGCGAGCCCGUCGAUGUGCUUCUCAUCGACUUUCAAUACACUUUCUGGGGCUCACCGACGCUGGAUCUGCAUCACCUUUUCAACACCUCACUGCAGGAGCCACUACGACUACAUAAACAGGAUGUGCUGUUCCAGUAUUACCAUGGUAUUUUUAGUGAUGUCCUGCAGAGGCUGAACUAUAGUACACAUCCAGUGCCCUCGUUGAACCUCUUCCGGCAGCAGGUGGAGCAGAAACGAUUUUUCGCGUUCCAUUCUUCCUGUGUCGUACAGCCGGUAAUGAUCAGUGAAGACACAANCG